Molecule: messenger RNA, 926 nt
Organism: Tribolium madens (black flour beetle)
Lineage: Eukaryota; Metazoa; Arthropoda; Insecta; Coleoptera; Tenebrionidae
Product: brachyurin-like
Exons: 7
Coding region: 88-876 (262 amino acids)
Biological process (GO): proteolysis
Molecular function (GO): serine-type endopeptidase activity
Source: RefSeq, a predicted model, not a curated record
UAUAAGUCGAUAAGAUAAAAGAAAACGUAAAUUACGAUUAACACUAUAUAAAGACAAACAAAAAAAUUUUAAUCUCAAUAGGUCAACAUGAAGAUUUCGGCUGCAAUUUCCUUGGGAUUUCUCUUAGCGGUGGUUGGUCCUACCACGCAAAAACACAUCGCACCACGUAUCAUUGGAGGCGACGAAGCAAAAGCCGGUCAAUUUCCAUACGCCGCAGCCAUUUACAUCAAAAAAGAACUUAGCACCACUUUCUGUGGAGGAGCUCUUCUUAGUAAAUUAUGGGUUUUAACUGCUGGUCAUUGCGUCGAUGGAGCUAUUUCAACCAUUGUUUAUUUGGGUUCUACUACUUUGCAAGAUCAUGACCCUAACAGAAUCAUGUUGACCACAGACAAUCACGUAAUUCAUCCAUUGUACAACAGAACCACGUUGGAACACGAUAUUGGACUAAUCUUAUUCAGAAUGCCUAUAACAUUCUCUGACUACAUCAUGCCUACUAGCUUCUUCCCCGUUGCCGAUCUUCCUGGAUCAGCUCCUGUUACAACCUUUGGAUGGGGCCAAAUCGAUGAUGAACACGCUGGCAUCACAAAUAACUUGCGAUAUGUUAGAUUGAGCACAUUGACUAACGACGAAUGCAAACUAGUUUAUGGUUCCAGAAUUACAAGUAACAUGGUUUGCGUAUCUGGAAAUUAUAAUGAGGGUAUUUGUAGGGGUGACAGUGGAAGUCCUUUGAUUCAAACUGUUGGUGGUGGUCAUACCCUCAUUGUCGGUGUUGGAAGUUUCUUAAGCGAAAACGGAUGUGAAUCUACGGAUCCUUCUGGAUUUACAAGAGUGUUCCCAUAUAGAGACUGGAUCAAAAAUGUUACUAGCAUUGUAUAAAAAUGUAGAUAAGAUCUAAAACAUGAGAUUAAUAAAAUUAUACAAAGAUA